AUGGGUGAACACGAAUUGGCCCUUAAAAUCUCGAACAUAAUCGCUUACUUGGCCGUACUCGGCGUAAACAUCGUGCUCUUCGCGAAUUGUUCGAGUGGCGACAACGACAAUAACGACGACGGCUCCUCAAUCAAUCCGUUGACAAAUGACACCAAUUCAAAGUCCGACACAUUCCUGUCUCCUCCAGAAUAUGCCGAAUCCAUUUUUGGAUUGAUUUACCUCUUGUUGGGUGGCUUUGUUAUUUAUCAAUGGUGUCCUCCCGCCAAGGAUGCUGUCAUCGAAGGAAUCGGAUGGGACCAUGUUAUUGCUAGCGUGUUGAACGUUAGUUUCGUACUUGUGUGGGUAAGUGCAUAUCAACUGUGA
This is a messenger RNA of Paraglomus brasilianum, 363 nucleotides long. NCBI's taxonomy places the organism in Eukaryota, Fungi, Glomeromycota, Glomeromycetes, Paraglomerales, Paraglomeraceae. The record is from the annotation of a GenBank genome assembly.